CCUAAGUGUCCCCUCUUGAGGGAACGCCCUGGGAUGGGGUGGGGAGUAGAGGGUUGAGAGGGAGGAUUUUCUUGGAUUUCUCUGUAGAACAUUAGAAUGUGAGGCCUGGGUCGGAUAAAUAAUAUAAAGAACUGGGGUUGGAUUCCCAGCGCCACUUAUGGUCCCCCCAGUCCCCACCCCACACUCUUACCCCACCAGGAGUGAUCCCAUAACCAGAUGUCAGCCCUGAGCACAGUCAGAACCACACGUGAUGCUCAAGCUUACUCCUGGCUCUGCGUUCAGGAAACACUUCUGGUAGGCUUCAAGGGACAUCUGGGGUGCCAGGAAUUGAAUCUGAGUGAGGGAGUGGAGGGGUAGCACACUGACUGUGCUCAGGGCAGACUCCUGGCUGAGCUCAGAGAUCACUUCUGGCCCACUCAAAGGACAUUAUAGGACCCAACCCAGGUUGGCCGUGUGUAAGAAUCAUGCAAGGGUCACUGCAUGGAGGGCUUCAACAAGGACAGGAAGUGCCAGUGUGACGAACUCUGCUCCUACUACCAGAGCUGCUGCAGUGACUACUUGGCGGAGUGCAGGCCCCAAGUGACGCGCGGGGAUGUAUUCACUCGGCCAGAAGAUGAGUACCAUUACUACGACUACGAGACCCAGGACAAUGCCAGCAGUACCCACACGCAGCUAGAGAGUACCUCCCCCAAGCCUGAGCUGCCGAGCCAGACUUCAGAGCAGACGCCUAUCCUGAAUCAUGAGGACAAGCCCGCCAAGCCUGAAGUAGUGGCUCUGGGGCCUGAGGUGACAGGCCAGGGGCUGGAGACCACGCAUCAAGGCACUGAGGAGGAGCUGUGCAGUGGCAAGCCCUUUGAUGCCUUCACCGACCUCAAGAAUGGUUCCCUCUUUGCUUUUCGAGGGCUGUACUGCUAUGAGCUGGAUGAAAAGGCAGUGAGGCCCGGCUACCCGAAGCUCAUCCGAGACGUCUGGGGUAUUGAGGGCCCCAUUGAUGCUGCCUUCACCCGCAUCAACUGUCAGGGGAAGACCUACCUCUUCAAGGGUAGUCAGUACUGGCGCUUUGAGGAUGGCGUCCUGGACCCAGGUUACCCCCGUGAUAUCUCAGAUGGCUUCCACGGCAUUCCAAAUGAUGUGGAUGCAGCUUUGGCUCUCCCAGCUCACAGCUACACUGGCCGGGAGAGGGUCUACUUCUUCAAGGGAAAACAGUACUGGCUCUACGAGUUCCAGCAACAGCCCAGCCAGGAGGAGUGUGAAGGCAGCUCCCAGUCGGCCGUAUUCACGCACUUUGCCCUGAUCAGGGACAGCUGGGACACCAUCUUCGAGCUUCUCUUCUGGGGUGAUACCUCGGGUGGUGCUGGAGAGCCACAGCUCAUCAGCGAGGACUGGCGAGGUUUGCCCCAGAAGGUGGAUGCGGCCAUGGCUGGCCGCAUCUACAUCUCGGGCUCCGCUCCCCGCUCCACCUGGACCAAGAAGCCCAAGUGGAAGACGCGUCGCAACCGGAGACGCUACCGCUCACAGCGCCACCGCAGCCAGAAAGCCCGCCGGCGGUCCCGCUCAGUCCUGUCUCGGUCCUGGCUGUCCUGGUUCUCCAGUGAGGAGAGCGACUUGGGAACCUACAACUACAACUAUGGGGACUAUGACAUGGACUGGCUGGUGCCUACCACCUGCGAGCCCAUUCAGAGUGUCUACUUCUUCUCAGAAGACAAGUACUACCGAGUCAACCUUCGCACGCGGCGAGUAGACACCGUGACUCCUCCCUACCCUCGCUCCAUUGCCCAGUACUGGCUGGGCUGCUCAAGUCCUGAGCGCCAGUAGGAGUGCAAGCCCCACCUUACUGGGCGCUCCAUCUCCCUCCCAGCCCAAUAAAGCACCCUUGGCUUGUGUUUUCA
Molecule: messenger RNA, 1889 nt
Organism: Sorex araneus (European shrew)
Lineage: Eukaryota; Metazoa; Chordata; Mammalia; Eulipotyphla; Soricidae
Gene: VTN
Product: vitronectin
Exons: 10
Coding region: 481-1815 (444 amino acids)
Biological process (GO): cell-matrix adhesion; cell adhesion mediated by integrin; immune response
Molecular function (GO): extracellular matrix binding; scavenger receptor activity; polysaccharide binding
Source: RefSeq, a predicted model, not a curated record